Molecule: messenger RNA, 582 nt
Organism: Coffea eugenioides
Lineage: Eukaryota; Viridiplantae; Streptophyta; Magnoliopsida; Gentianales; Rubiaceae
Exons: 1
Coding region: 1-582 (193 amino acids)
Source: RefSeq, a predicted model, not a curated record
AUGACCAAUAUACUUGCUCGACUGGGAGAACAGCAGGGUCAAACCCCUGUUAAUCAACCUAGGAACCCUGAAAUGAGGCAAGAUAGGGCUCUAGAGAGAUUCCAAAAGUUUUCUCAUCCUAAAUUUCUUGGAAGACCGAACCCUGAGGUAGGUGAGAGGUGGUUAGACACGAUGAUCAAUAUUUUCGCUGUCUUAAACUAUACGGAGGAUAGGCAGGUGAAUUUUGUUGUAUUUCAGUUUGAGGGACCAUCGAGAACCUGGUGGAACGUAAUUAGGGCUAAAUGGGAAAGAGAAGGGACCGCAUGGACCUGGUUGAAUUUCGUACAGGAGUUUAACGAGAAAUAUCUUCCACCGAUAGUUCAGGAGAAGAGGGAGGAUGAUUUUAUUAAACUCCGUCAGGAAACCCUAAGUGUAUCUGAGUAUGAGACUCAGUUUACUAAGCUAUCCAAGUUUGCUCCUAAAUUAAUAGUUACGGAGCAAAGGAGAAUAAGGAGAUUUGUACAGGGACUCAAUGUAGAAAUACAGGAGGCCUUGGCGGCGGCACAAAUUAAUACUUUUACGGAGGUUCUGGAGAAAGCCUAG